Molecule: messenger RNA, 1818 nt
Organism: Bacidia gigantensis
Lineage: Eukaryota; Fungi; Ascomycota; Lecanoromycetes; Lecanorales; Ramalinaceae
Exons: 2
Coding region: 1-1818 (605 amino acids)
Biological process (GO): positive regulation of gene expression
Source: RefSeq, a predicted model, not a curated record
AUGGCAGAAGAAGAGGUGACGCCCAUUGACCGGAAACAUGGCCAUCACCAGGACAAUAUCGCGGAGAAAAUCGAGCAUAAGACCGAGACUCUCCAGGCGAAAGCCAAGAACAUGAAGCCGCAGAAAGACGAGCAGGACAAGAAACCCAAGGGUGGAUUCGACGAUACCCCAAUCCCUUACGCUCCUCCUGGCUACAAUGUGAAAAUCACCUUUCAUCGCGCCAAUGCCCUUCCCUUUGCUGACAUCAAUUCCCUCUCCUCCGACCCCUACGUUCUCACCCAGCUGUACACCAAGCUCCCGACCCGCCACAAACAAGACCCCAACCUCUUCUUCCGAACAACCACCAUCCGUCGCAAUGUUGAUCCAGUGUGGAAUGAGGAAUGGAUUGUGGCCAAUGUCCCAUCGAGUGGCUUUGCUCUGAAAGCCCGAAUUUACGAUGAGGAUCCUGCGGACCACGAUGAUCGCCUAGGCAAUGUCUCCUUGAACAUUGGCGGAAUCAGCGAGUCAUGGGAGGGCAUCAAAGAGCAGGCCUUCAAGGUCAAAAAACGCAUGGGCAGCAAGCGAGCCUACUUUGUGAGGGGAUGUGCCGCAAUGUUCAACAGAAAUGUGAAGAUGUCGGGCGACCUGGUAAUGAGCGUGGAGGUGCUGGGCCGAACGCAGUCGGACAAUGGAGGUCACAUGUACACUAUUGGGCCAUGCACCUGGAGCAAGCACUUCAGUCCCAUGAUAGGCCGCUUAGCAGGGACGAAGGAGCCUGGGCACUCAGGCACCGACAAAUACAAUUUCCAAUCAAAUCAAAUGCAGCUGGCUGGUCCUGUGCCUCCAGAACUUUACCACCGCUAUGUCGAAUUCAAGCCAUUCGUUGCCGGAAUGUUUACUUCCACCUCGCUCAAAGGCCGCCUUCUCAAUCGCGCGCUCCACCACCAGCAUGCUCGUAUAUACAAUUACGAUCGAACCACUAUUUACGGCUCAUUUCCGGCACCGUCCCCUGAUCUGACUCUCCAACUCCUUGAUCUUUGUCACUGGGACAAAGGCGGCCGCAUUUUCACGUAUGUUAUCACACUAGACGGUCAAUGGCGCUUUACAGAAACCGGCAAGGAAUUCGGCAUCGACAUGUUGAGCAAGCACACCAUGCAUAGUGAUGUCAACAUCUACAUUGCCUACUCCGGUGAAUUCUUCAUUAGACGUCUCAAACAUCCUCACAGCUCAGGCUCCCCCGAUGAACAACCAACACAUCCACCCGUGGAGAUCGACAACGGUCCGCCGUCAGGCGAGCCACCGAAAGACCCCGCAUACUAUAGCCUCAUCAUUGACAAUGACAGUGGCACUUAUCGGCCGAACGCCAAGAAGCUCCCACAGCUCAAAGAGUUCUUGCAAACGUCUCUCCCUGGACUUAAGGUGGUAACGCUCGAUUGCCAAGCUGAUGAGGAAAAGAUGGGCAGGUGGAAACAAGAACAGCGCGAUCGAAAGAAGGCCGAAGGUAGCGGACAAGUACUCAUUCAAGGGGACGACUCAAGUAUCAGCAGCAGCGAAUACAGCGAUCUAGAUGAGCAAGAAAGACUAGCGACAGGCCAGCAAAAGAUAAGCAAGAAGAAGAAGAUGGAGAUGAAGCUGCAUUUGAAGAACCAGGCGGAGGCGAAAGGUGAAGAGCCGCCGCAGGAAGCAAUGGACGGCCAGCCACUUGGAAAAGAGGCUACACAACAGAUCCUUGAUGAGAAGAGUAAUGGACACCCUAGUGGGCCGAGUGGGAGUGGGAUGAAGCAGGAGACAGUCCCGAAUGCUGUCGAUAUUAAUAACGAGAAAGUUGAGCGACAGUGA